CAUCACUUAUCUCUCCGUUCACCCCACAGCUCUCUCUCCUCUCGUCACACCAGGACAGCUAGCGCCUCGCUGUACGCUCCCCCACGCGCAUUCAUUCCCACCCCGCCGCCCGCCGCCGCCGCCGCGCCAUGGCCGGCGCCAAGGCCCUCGCCCUGCUCCUCCUCCUCGCGCUCACCUUCUCCGCGCUCUCCGCCACCUCCAUCGCCGGCGGGGACCACCACAUGCAGCUCCACGGCCUCCUCUCCACCCGCGGGGAGUGCAGGGGCACCGUGGGCGAGUGCGGCGCCGACGGCGGCGACACCGACGGCGACGACGACGCCGAGGGGGAGCUGGGCUCCGCGUCCGCCGAGUCGCACCGCCGCUUCCUGCAGGGCCGGGGCUACAUCAGCUACGGCGCGCUCAGGCGGAACCAGGUGCCCUGCAGCCGCCGCGGCGCCAGCUACUACAACUGCCGCCCCGGCGGACAGGCCAACCCCUACCGCCGCGGCUGCUCACGCAUCACGCGCUGCCGCGGCUAAGCGCGCGACCGCCGAUCCGUCCGUCAGAGUUAAGUAAAGGAAUAAUAAGCUGCUGGUUCUCCUCGUCUUGUGUUCUUCGGUUCAGGCGGUACGACUGCUAUAUCAGUAUAUUUGUUAGUUGCUUUGGUUGCUGCUGCUGCCGCCGCUCUUGUAUUGGCCUGCCCUGUUGGGAUCUUUGUUCUCGUUGCUGUUGUUGUAAAGUAAAAGAGAGAUUUGUUGUACUACCUUAAUAUGAUGAACAAGAGGGAUAUUUGUUAUUCUUUCAA
Molecule: messenger RNA, 784 nt
Organism: Lolium perenne
Lineage: Eukaryota; Viridiplantae; Streptophyta; Magnoliopsida; Poales; Poaceae
Product: rapid alkalinization factor-like
Biological process (GO): calcium-mediated signaling
Cellular component (GO): plasmodesma
Source: RefSeq, a predicted model, not a curated record